This is a messenger RNA of Paramecium tetraurelia, 2040 nucleotides long. RefSeq lists its product as uncharacterized. The record is from RefSeq and is a predicted model, not a curated record. The transcript has 6 exons. Gene Ontology annotation, molecular function: ATP binding; proline-tRNA ligase activity; aminoacyl-tRNA deacylase activity. Gene Ontology annotation, biological process: prolyl-tRNA aminoacylation. Gene Ontology annotation, cellular component: aminoacyl-tRNA synthetase multienzyme complex; cytoplasm. NCBI's taxonomy places the organism in Eukaryota, Ciliophora, Oligohymenophorea, Peniculida, Parameciidae.
CCAAACAAAUAAGUCUGCUUAGAAUAAUUAAAUAAAUUGGGAAUUAAUUAUAUUGCACAUCAUCAUGAUCCAGUUCCGACUAUGGAUGAUGUAGUCAAAAUUCAGGUGGCAGAUGGUACUGCCUAUGUUAAGAAUCUAUUAUAUGUUGAUAAGAAAUCAAAUUAUUAUUUAAUCUUGGCAAAUCACACAACUUAAGUUGGCAAAUUAUUUUGGAAAACCCUUGGAUUAUCAUCAGGAAACAUUAGAUUAAGUAAAGAGGAAUAGAUAGCAGAUGCUUUAAAGUCAAGUAAAGGAAAUGUAAAUCCUUUUGCCGUUGCAAAUGAUACUAAUAAUCUAGUCAAAAAUAUUAUUAUUGAUGAGGAACUGACUAAAUUCUAGAGAUUAGCAUUGCAUCCAAUAGAAAAUACAACCACCAUCGAAAUCUCUUUAGAUGAUCUACAGAAUAAAUUCUUGAAAGCAAUUAAUAGACAAUGUAAAGUCAUACAAUUGACUGACUCAGCAGCAAAAUAAGAGUUAGAAUAAGAAAAAGAUCAAUAAAAUCUAUAAACUUUGGCUAUUACAGUGAAAAAGUCUGAUUUCUCAGAGUGGUAUCAAUAGGUCAUCAGAAAAGCAGAAUUGAUAGAAUAUUAUGAUGUUAGUGGCUGCUAUAUUUUAAGACCAUGGGCAUAUUUCAUAUGGGAAUAAAUAUAAAGACUUUUAGACGAUCUUAUUAGAACAGAAGAUGUUGAAAAUACUUACUUCCCAAUGUUCCUUUCUGCAAAACACUUAAAUACGGAGAAGGAUCAUGUAGAGGGAUUCAAGGCAGAAGUAGCCUGGGUGACUAAGUAUGGAUAGAGUGAUUUAAAUGAACCCUUAGCCAUUAGACCAACAUCUGAAACUAUUAUGUAUCCAGCAUUUGCUAAAUGGGUUCAAAGUCAUAGAGAUUUACCAUUGAAGGUAAAUUAAUGGACAAAUAUUGUGAGAUGGGAAUUCAAAUUCCCAACUCCAUUCAUCAGAACUAGAGAAUUCUUAUGGUAGGAAGGACAUACAGCUCACUCUACUAGAGAGGAAGCUGUCAAAUAAGUGUAUACAAUACUGGACUUCUAUGAAUAAGUUUAUGGUGAAUUAUUAGCAGUUCCAGUGAUUAAAGGAAUUAAAACAGAAUCGGAGAAGUUUGCAGGAGGUGAUUUCACUACUACUGUUGAAACUAUAAUCCCAUAGAAUGGAAGAGGAUUAUAAGGAGCUACAUCUCAUCAUUUAGGAUAAAAUUUCAGCAAGAUGUUUGAGAUUAAUUUUGAAGAUGAUAAGAGAUAGAAAGCAUUUGCUUGGUAAACAAGUUGGGGAUUCACAACGAGAUCUAUUGGUGCCAUGAUAAUGUUCCAUGGUGAUGAUAAUGGAUUGGUAUUACCCCCAAGGAUUGCAAAAUAUUAAAUUAUUAUCAUACCCAUCAUUCAUAAAGAUCUUGAUGAGAAACAAUUGAAUGAGAGAUGCGAAUAAAUUAGAUAGAUAUUAAUCAAAUAAAAGUUAAGAGUACAUUUUGAUAAUAGAGAUAACUAUUCUCCAGGCUGGAAAUUUAAUAAAUGGGAAUAGAAGGGAGUUCCAAUUCGAUUAGAGAUUGGACCAGGAGAAUUCAAAAAUAAUGAAGUUAGAGUUGUGUAAAGAUUUGACAAUAAGAAAUAUUAAAUUAAAAUAGAAGAACUCAAUUAAUUAAAUUAGAUACUUGAUAAUAUUCACUAUGCUAUGCUAGAAAAAGCACGAAAUGAACUAAAUUAAAGAAUCAAAUAGGCUGAUGAUUGGAAAGAAUUUAUGACUCAAUUAAAUCAAAGAAAUACAAUAUUAACUAAAUGGUGUUAAAGAGAAGAAUGCGAAUAGUAGGUGAAAAAAUAGUCAGGAAUUGAAUCAAAAGAGAAGGAUUCAGAAAUUGGUGGAUAAAUUCAACUUACUGGAAGUGCCAAAACAUUAUGUAUGCCAUUGAAGCAAGAUGAAAUUAAGGAGGGAGAGAAAUGUUUCCAUUGUGGCCAAUAAGCCAAGAGAUAUGUUUUAUGGGGCAGAUCAUAUUGA